Molecule: messenger RNA, 914 nt
Organism: Sodiomyces alkalinus F11
Lineage: Eukaryota; Fungi; Ascomycota; Sordariomycetes; Glomerellales; Plectosphaerellaceae
Exons: 1
Coding region: 332-829 (165 amino acids)
Source: RefSeq, a predicted model, not a curated record
ACCUCUUUCCAAACUCCUUUCUUUCCCUUUUCAACAACCGGCAUCACGUUUUCCUUCUGAGCCUCACCGGACAUGCCUGUACCUCUCCCUGUGCAAUACACUACCUUACACUACACGUGUACGUGUAGAUGGACAAUAUGGUUUUAUGCAUAUUCUUCCCGAGACAAGGACCAUACCGGGAUGCUUUCCUGCCAUCGACUGGUCGCCAUUCGCCUCAAGGCGAAGUACUCCGUAGGGCUUCUCGCGGAGCAGACGGCGCGUUGUUUGUUGUGUCUCGGAGUGUUUGCCCUGAUGACGUACAUGCCUAAGCCAUGGUUAGUUGCGAGCUUCCAUGUUCCAUGGUCCGUUCCAUGGUCCGGACUAUGGGCGAGCGGGUGACAUGCUUGACGUUCAUUCUACCAACCCCCCGUCGACUUCAAACAGGACAUCGUAUAAGCUUCGCCCACGGAUGGUGGAGGAUGUUGGGUGCAGGAGCUCACUGCUGGAGGGUUUCAUUUACAAGUUAUCCCACGAAAUCUCACAGAACAUGGCGGUACUCAAGAAGUACAUACGAAAAGGGGCUCUUGGUGUUCAUACAUUUCGAGGACACGCUAGCGCCAUGGCUGGUCUAGCUUAUGGACUCGGGCCAAUAAAGACAGCACAGCCACUUUUUAACUUGCCCCAGAUAACCCGCCCCAACCAAAACCAACCAUUUCAUUCCAGUGUUUACUCGAAACUCAGAGGUGUCCUUUUGUUCCCAGGCUCACAGACAGCAAUCGCGCAGAGAUAUAUCCGGAAGCGAGAACGGGAUUCUUUCAAGGCCAGAUCUGUGUCUCGUACCAAAAUUUAGACAGAAAGACGAGGGAAGACCAAGCAAGGGAGAUUCCCUAAGCCCUUCGUCUUAGGCUGCCCAUUCAGCUAUCAGCAGCUCUCAG